GCCAGUCCCGGCGCGGGCCCGGCAGCACUUCCGGGCUAGCGGGAGGCUGGCGUCCUGCGGGCCGUGCGGUCGCCGCUGCCGCACGCACCUCCCUGACGGCGCCUCGCAGCGCCCUGGGCCCAUGGCCGCCGCAGCGAGGCCCAUCCCGGAGCGGUGAAGACGCUGCUGGGCCGGGACCGCGCUUCGGAAACCUUCAGACUCAACUUGAAUAAAAGCAGGAAGAAAACAACCUGUGCGUUUUGCCUAGCUGCAUCAGAGCUGCCUGUACUGAUCUUUACAGUAACCAUCAAACAGAAAUUAUAAACUGCAAACCUGCAAAGCGUCUUCUCUAGAGGAAAAGAUUCCCUCACUUUGGAUGAAUGUUCUCACAGUCUAAGAGACUGAGUUUUGUGGGAAAAGAUUUUACAGUUCUUUAUUUUCGUAAAAGGCAGAAAAGGGUCAAAGAACAAGCAUUUUGAAACUGAAGCUUAUACAGUUCAACAGCCCCUGGCCUUUUAUUAUAAACACACCCAUGCAAACUGCAUUUUCCAUUUUAUAGCUUUGUUAGAUACAGUGAGCUAAUAGAUAAUUUCUUCUGGUGAUGGCACUUUUUUCUCAAACUAGUCAACUGUUUUUUCAGGCUUUGCUACGGAAAUGUCGUAUGUUCUGGCCUGUUUCAAGAUGCCAGCAACUGUUUGCUGGCUUUGUCAACUUCUCCAACAGGGAAAAGGUUAACUAUUUCCAUGUUAUGACAUCUUUCAGCACUGCAUUACCAGUGGAUUCCAAAGGAACUGGUGUCUUUCCUACCAAGAAAAGGUCUGAAAUUGAUUAUGAAGAAGAAAAAGGAUGGAAUGAGAACAGAGAAAUACCUGAAGGGAAACUCUACUUUUCUUCCUCUGUUGGAGCUCCAAAAAAACGGUUGAGUCAAGUUCUGUCAAGGCAUAGGUUUACCAAUGUGCAGCCUCCAGAAAAACCAUUGCAGGCUGCGGAAUGGAACAGACUGAAGGAAAGCUUUCAGUCACCUGAAAUAUUUGAAGAAGUGAUGUUAAACAGUAUGAUCAGGUGCAACAGCCCUAUUGAUGUGGCUAAGUCAUUGCUGACCCAUGUGGCAAAGAGUGAUGGUGACAUUGCAUAUCAUUUAUUGAUCAAAUAUCUGGCAUUGUGUGUCCAGCAGGGGCAGACCUCAGAAAUUCAUGAUGUGUAUGAUAUAAUGAAAACCAGAUUUAAGGUUUUAGAAAGUGGGGCUUACAGCCUUCUUAUCAAGGGGCUGAGUAACUCAGAUCAAUGGAGAAUGGCCUUGACUCUUUUGGAAGAAGUAAAACAGCUUAUGAUUCCCUCACGGGGAAGCUAUGAGUCCUGCAUCAAAGCAGCCAGCCGUCACCAAGAAAUGAACCUCGCAUUUCAACUUUACUGUGAAAUGUUGGCUGAGGAUUUGGUCCCAACCUUGGAUGUCCUGCAGGGCUUUUUUGACUUCAGCAGGGGUAUGAAAGGUGCUGAGCUACAAAACCAGCUCUUUGGUAUCCUGUUAUAUUUGAGAGAGAACCAAAUAUACCCUCAUAAAACAUUUAUAUGGAGUAUAAAGCUAUGGUUUGAAAGCAUACCAGGAGGGAACUGGAGAGGACACUUGACCAACAUUAAAGACAGUGGACAGUGCCCGGUUUGCAACCAUCAGUUGGAGGACAGUAACCUCACUGAAGAAGAAUAUAAAUGUCUCAGAGAAAGAAUAAUAAAGGACGUGAUACAUGGAACGGACACUUUCAGAAAGACAAGCCCACAGGAAUUUGAAGCCUUUCAAACAUUUGUGGAAAAUCGACUUCCCUUUGAUAUUGUUAUUGAUGGACUCAAUGUUUCCCACAUAAAACCCAGAAAGAUGCAGUGUGAAAAUCUAUUUGAAGCUGUCAACUGCCUGGCAAAAGGGAAUGCUCGAUUGCUUGUGCUGGGCCGCAAACACAUGCUGAGUAACUCUCCAAACUGGAAAAGAGAGGUUAUGAAGGAAAUGCAGAAUAAGGCAGACUUCUUCUUUGCUGAAAAUAUCUCUGAGGACGAUACCUUCUUGUUAUACGCCACUCUUCGAUCGGGCAAGCAUUGCAAGUUUGUUACUAGAGACUUCCUCCGGGAUCACAAGGCUUGUCUUUCUGACAGUGUAACGCGUCAUCUGUUCCGUAAGUGGCAGCGUGGACACCAAAUAGUGAUUUCCUCUUCUGGAGAAGGAAAGCGUUUAAAAUUUUUGCCUGCUUUGCGUUAUGACUGUGUGGUACAGACUACCGGUGAUACAUGGCACAUCCCCUAUAAAGACACUUUUGACGAAAAAUAUUCAUACGAAGUACCAAGAAAAUGGCUCUGCAUUCAACAGAAGUGAUGAAGAAUGUAAUUGUACAAGCUGAAGCCACUUUUUUAUUUUUUUUAAAUCACUGUUGCUGACUAGCAGAACGCAGCAGUACAAUUAUGGGGUUAAUGUGUGAGGCCCUAUCACUAAAGAAAAUUCAGUAACUGCGUUUUGUCAAAAUCAUUCCUGCAGUAAAUCGGUUAACAUCAGUGGUGGUCCAGCAGGGAUGAAUUAGGUCCGUUAUUUCCAUCUUUACAGGCGAUUUCUGUACCCUCUCAAUGUGAUUUGUCUCAAUAUGAUUUGAAUUAAAACUUGGUUUUCCCUCUUGAAA
Messenger RNA from Columba livia (rock pigeon), 2636 nucleotides. It is a transcript of the gene PRORP, whose product is annotated as protein only RNase P catalytic subunit. The record is from RefSeq and is a predicted model, not a curated record. Gene Ontology annotation, molecular function: protein binding; ribonuclease P activity. Gene Ontology annotation, biological process: mitochondrial tRNA 5'-end processing; tRNA 5'-leader removal. The transcript is spliced from 8 exons. NCBI's taxonomy places the organism in Eukaryota, Metazoa, Chordata, Aves, Columbiformes, Columbidae. Bases 581 to 2338 code for a protein of 585 amino acids. Gene Ontology annotation, cellular component: mitochondrial ribonuclease P complex; mitochondrion.